Molecule: messenger RNA, 1115 nt
Organism: Capra hircus (goat)
Lineage: Eukaryota; Metazoa; Chordata; Mammalia; Artiodactyla; Bovidae
Gene: SSMEM1
Product: serine rich single-pass membrane protein 1
Exons: 3
Coding region: 46-771 (241 amino acids)
Source: RefSeq, a predicted model, not a curated record
CUUCAUCCCUAUGAGCAUGUUUUGUUUUCAAAGCAAGAAGUCAUCAUGGGAGAUCUUUUUUCUUUAUUUUGGGAGGUGGAUCCUCCCGCCAUUCCUAUAAGUUUUACCAUUCCAAAUCAAGAUUAUGAAUGCCGGAAGGAUGACUCUUGUGGGGUAAUAGGGAACUUCCUGCUUUGGUAUUUUGUCAUUAUACUGGUCCUGAUGUUCUUCUCUCGGGCUUCUAUCUGGAUGUCUGAGAAGAAAAAGGAUGAAGACAAUGGGACAAGUACUUCACCAAGUAAAGAAAGCAAAGAUAUUUCCAAUAAGCGGCGAGGCAAAGAGGGUGCCUGGGAUUCUUUGCAAAUGAUGAAAAAACCAAAGCAGAGCCAACUUACCCCUGUAACUGACUCAGAAGUGGCUUUGGUCAAUGCCUGUCUUGAACAAAGACGAGCAAGGCGCUAUUCUGAAUUCAGUCAAGUGAAUCGGACCCAACAUGACAGUGAUACAACUGAGUGUGACAGUGAAGAAUCUAACUCUGGAGCCUCCUCAUGGAAGGAGAGUGAAAGUGAACCCCACCCAUCACCAGCCAGUAUUAAGAAGAGAAAAACAACUCAGAGGCAAAGGAAUAUGGGAGGUUACCAAAUCAGGGAAAGGCCCUGCCUCCACUGCAAAGCCAUGAGAACCAAUGAAUGGCUGACUCGCCAUUUCCUUCAAAAUGCUUCAGUAACAAGCUCAAUGAAGGGAGAUGAAAAUUUUGGACCUGAUAUUAAGACAAAAUUCAGUAAAUUCUGAAUUUUAUCAAGUCCUUACCUCACUUGAAGCCAAAUGAAAGAGAUGAAUAAAACAUGAAAAGUCACCAGAGGUCUAGAUGAGGAGGCUUUUACAAUAAAGUCUCUCUACUAACAACAAAAACAUUCUUGGAACCCAAGAGGUAAAAUUUCAGAUAAUUCUUUGUCCAAAAACAGGCCAGCAAAUUUGUUUAUGGCACCACUGAAGCAUCAGAGAUCUGUAUCCACUAUGAUUUUUUUUAUGCAAAAGAGCACAAGACAGAUAUUUUAUGCCUUGAGUGUAUGUAUUUUGUUAAUGUCUGUAAUACAAAUAAGGAAGGUCUUUGAAAAUAUAUUUAUGUUUAGAAA